UUCAAGUCCAGGCAGGAAACACACCGUGGAGGACCAGACCUGAGGAGGACCAGGAGCAGUGAGGGCGAGGAUUUCCUUUGUGUUCAAGAACCUCAGUGUGGAGUUAUUUUAAGCUGGACUGGUGUGAACUGAAUGAAGACGGCGACUCCCCCCCCAAGACCUGGACAUCACUGAAGAAUUAAGUGGAUUGAAGAAGAGCAGAGACCGGAGUCAGCCAGGGAGGGAAGACAGAAGGGAUUAGGGGCUAAUCCAGUGCGCGGACAAUCCUGUUGGGGCUUUAUCGUUCUUCCAAGACGAUGCAGACAAACCAGUAGGUGGAUUACUGCGCUCUGCCCCGUUUUGCCUUUUUCCAGAGUGUGUGGCCCUUCGUGUUGGUUUUGCUCUUCGCCGCCUCUCAAAGGACGACGCUGCAGAGGAGAGUGAGCAAAGGAGCAGCGGGACCCCUCUGGGGACAGGAUGUCCUGUGGACAGCGUGGUGCCACACAUGGAUAAGCCUUUUUAGUGGGAGACGUUGUGUGGCAGUGGACGCCGCCCCCCCCUCCUCCCCCCCACCAUUGUUUUUCUGACUGGACACUAAGGAAGACAAGAGCAGGGCAGCUCCAUCGCUCGCUGAAGAACUCCCAAACAGCUGAUUGCACUCAGAAAGCGGACACCCUGCAGUCACAUUCACAUGUGCUGCCGUUGGAUCAAAGGAAGUUACUCAAGACUUCAGGGACCGACAGCAAGGCGGCAGCGGGCCUCACACAGGAUUUUGACUGUCAUGUGAUCAAAGUUCAGACUCUUUCGUUCAUCUUAAAGGGACAUUACACAACUUUUUCUUCCACAAUGAGUCUGGGAAAGCUGCCAGGGAUUAAAGGCCUUGUGUCCAGCUCUCAGGGGAAGCGUCGCUUCAAGAGCGACCUCUCCGUGGACAUGAUCAGCCCGCCGCUGGGGGACUUCCGCCACACGAUGCACGUGGGCCGCGGCGGGGACGUGUUCGGCGACACUUCCUUCCUCAGCAACUACGGAGGCCCCCGGGAGCCCGGGAGCCCCGACUCGGCCACCAGCUCCAAGACCACCGGCUUCUUCACCCGCACCUUUCGCCACGUGCGGAAGAACUCCGGGCCCCGGCCCCGGGCCGGCUCCCGUGACCUGUCGUCCCCGCCGCCUGACAUCUCGCCCAUCAUCAAGAACGCCAUCUCCUUACCCCAGCUGAACGUGGACUCUCCCAACGGGUGCCUGCAGAGGGUGCUCUUCCCCAGCUCCCUCAGCUCCACUGAUGAUUCCUUCUGCACAUAUGGCCUGCAGUCUGGAUUUGUCACUCUUCCCCGCCUGUCUCGCCUCGACAGACAGUUCCACGACGGGGAUGUGAGGAAAAGCUCGCUGCCGGACGGCGGCGGCGGCGGUUUCACUCUGACCCGCUCGGACUCCCUCGCCUCCUUCACCGUCGACCUCGGCCCUUCGCUCAUGACCGAGGUGUUUAGUUUAAUCGACAACCCCAGCUGCCUUAACGCACCGGGUCAGCGCCCGGCGGGAGAGGAGGAGCAGGAGCAGGAGGAGGACAUGGAUGAAGACAGCUCUCUCACGGAGACGCCGGUGCCGACGCCCUCUGGGAGUUCGCCCGACCCCUCCCUGGGCUGCGGUUCGUUCAGGCGUCACAUCAACAGCAUUGGACGCUCCUGUCGGUCGAACUGGACGCAGCAGCAGGAGGAGAAGAGCUCUGUAAGGACACCUGACGCGUCCGCUGCGUCUCCCCAGAGGGCGGAGGCUGCGAUGGAGGCGGAGCGCUUCCAGAGGGCAGCCGACGUGCUGUCCCGGCACUACGGCGGCGGCUCCUUCUCCAAGGGGUCCAGGAUGGGCAGCGUCAGCAGCAGCAGCAGCGGCGCCUCUCCGGCUUUCUCCCAAAGCCACAAAACACAGUUUGCCUUCAGCGAGGAGGAAGAGGAGAUCAAAGUCUGACCUGGGCUCCUGAAACUUUCUUCAUAUUCAUCUUGUUACUGAUGAACUGCAGGACACUGGUCUGCACAGUGAAAGACGUUCGGUUCGACUCUGCACCUCCUUCUUCUCACUUUUCUCCUCUGCUGUUGUGACCCAGUAUUUAUGCAAUUAUUUGCAUGACGUAUCACUACACCUAACUCCAUGUAAUCAUCCUUUGCAGCAAUAAAAUGUUAUUUAACAUGCUUAGAUUUAAUGGUCCAUGAGGUUCAAGUGAACCACUGCUUUUUGAGGAAUGUGGAAAGUAUUUUCAUAUUAUUGCUUGACUACACACAUUGUACAUAAUUUAGGAAACCACAUACUUAUUUUUACAACUCUAAUGUUCAUGUGACUGCCUCUUGUAAGUUGUGUAAUAUCGACUGAUUUUGUAUUAGACUUUCUUCAAGAUAAUAAUGGGCUGGUGUAAUAAAAGACCAUA
Salarias fasciatus (jewelled blenny) is the source of this 2392-nucleotide messenger RNA. It is a transcript of the gene cdc42ep1b, whose product is annotated as CDC42 effector protein (Rho GTPase binding) 1b. Lineage: Eukaryota; Metazoa; Chordata; Actinopteri; Blenniiformes; Blenniidae. Gene Ontology annotation, molecular function: small GTPase binding. The record is from RefSeq and is a predicted model, not a curated record. Gene Ontology annotation, cellular component: cytoplasm; cytoskeleton; plasma membrane. Gene Ontology annotation, biological process: positive regulation of pseudopodium assembly; regulation of cell shape; positive regulation of actin filament polymerization. The transcript is spliced from 4 exons. The coding region runs from base 826 to 1938 and encodes 370 amino acids.